AUGGGGAAACCACAGCAACAGCCCGGCGGCGAUGACGAAUUGGAUGCCACUCAAUACUUUGAAAACAGAAAGAAAGCACUCAUGUCUGAGAAGGAAACUGGAAAAAAUAUUUACCCUCAUAAACAUGAAGUAUCCAUGACUAUUCCCGAGUUCAUUGAGAAAUACAAGGAACUGGAAAGCGGGGAGCAUCGCGAUGAGCAAGUUUCUUUAGCCGGCCGGAUAAUGAUCAAACACGAGUCUUCCUCUAAGCUGGUGUUCUAUGACUUACAUGGAUGGGGCGCCAAAGUUCAAGUAAUGACGAAUGCCAGGGAAUCUGAGUUGAAUGAGCAUGAUUUCAUUAAACUUCACUCUUCUGUGAAGCGUGGUGAUGCUAUUGGUGUUAUUGGGUCCCCAGGUAAAACAAAAAGAGGAGAGCUGAGUAUUUUUCCAAAAUCAUUUAUAGUGUUAAGUCAUUGUGUCCAUAUGAUGCCACGGCAGAAGAGAGCCCAAAAUGAAUCCAGGAAAACUGAUGAAUGGGCC
Molecule: messenger RNA, 519 nt
Organism: Cuscuta europaea
Lineage: Eukaryota; Viridiplantae; Streptophyta; Magnoliopsida; Solanales; Convolvulaceae
Source: the annotation of a GenBank genome assembly